CAGAUCCCACGAUUGGUUUGGGCGCAUGUGUCUGAAUCGGUUCGGCGAUCUGCUAGUUCGGUCUGCGCAUGAGCGGGACGCGCAGGGAGAGGAGUGGGACUGGGAGCAGCUGUGGCAAAUGUUCCACCAGUCCAGCAAUCUCGAAAAGAAGGAGAAAUUUACAGAACAAGAAAACUUACGCUCAGUAAGCGGGCUCGAGUGAGAAGAAGAGUGCCGAGAACCAGUGUUCAACUCCGAAGGGCUUAAACUAACAAAUCGCUCGUUUCUCAACUCAUUGGAAACAAAAUAACAACCACGAAAAGACUGACAAUAAAAGACAAACAUUCCCGCGGGCUUCAGCCCACAACUGACGCCAGACCGAACAAGAGAUUCAGUACAUCAGCACUGCGUCUACUCGGACGUCCACCCUUUAUUAUUUUUGAAGAUUCUUUCUUGUCUUUGUGAAAACUCAGGAAACAAUGAAGACCUAACUCAUGUGUUAGCCGCUGAGCUGAGCUGGCCCAGCGCGAGAGAGUGCGUGUGAGUGUGUGUGCGGGAAACUUUCUCAAUUUGCUUUAAAAGCCUGGUUAAAAGCUUUAACAGAGUUAAAGAACAAGCUAAGGCUCUCUUCUCGUUUUUGUUGCAUGGAGGUAAGGGGCGAGGACAGGGGAUCGGACGGCAGUAGAGGCCCCGACUCGACCCACUUUCCCCAUUACUCCAAACCCGCUCGAGUGCGGGUCACGGAUUCUGACGUGAUGAUCUACCCGGGCGCAGGAGAGGAUCUGGCAGGGAGAGCUGCUUCUGCUGGCUGCGAUUCCCCCUCUUCAGACUGCCCAGGCAGCAGCCGGAUGUCCCCUACCGAUGGGCCUGCGGUCUUCCCACCUUUACCGCCGCCGCCGAAUUUAUUCGGGGCGCACGGGAGUGUGGAUGAAAGUGAUCAACAGGAUGGACCGGAAUAUGAGGAAGAGGAGGUUGUGUUCCCUCUAUCCGCGCCUCCCACCAACCAAUGGUACCAUGGAAAGUUGGACCGAACCAUUGCAGAAGAGAGGUUGCGUCAGGCUCGGACACCAGGCAGCUACCUCAUUCGGGAAAGCGACCGCCGGCCUGGCUCCUUUGUGCUGUCCUUCCUCAGCAUGACCAACGUGGUCAAUCAUUUCAGGAUCAUUGCGAUGUGUGGGGAUUACUACAUCGGUGGCCGGCGCUUUUCAUCCCUGUCAGACCUCAUUGGUUACUACAGCUAUGUGUCUUGCCUGCUGAAAGGUGAAAAAUUAUUGUCUCCGGUGGCUCCCCCAGAGCCAGUGGAGGACAGGAGACGAGUGAGGGCCAUACUUCCAUACACCAAAGUGCCAGAUACUGAUGAGAUCAGUUUUCUCAAAGGAGACAUGUUUAUCGUUCACAAUGAACUGGAAGAUGGUUGGAUGUGGGUUACAAAUGUUCGGACAGAGGAGCAGGGCCUUAUAGUGGAUGAUCUUGUGGAGGAGGUGGGACGAGAAGAAGAUCCCCAUGAGGGAAAAAUCUGGUACCAUGGGAAGAUCAACAAACAAGAGGCGUACAACCUGCUAAUGACAGUUGGCCAGGUAUGCAGCUUUCUGGUCAGGCCGUCAGACAACACGCCGGGGGAUUACUCACUAUUUUUCCGCACCAAUGAGAACAUCCAAAGGUUUAAGAUCAGCCCGACUCCCAACAACCAGUAUAUGAUGGGAGGGCGGUACUAUAACAGCGUUGAUGAAAUUAUCGAACAUUACCGAAAAGAGCAGAUUGUGGAAGGCUACACGCUGAAAGAUCCUGUAUCGGUCCAGCAACAGGAACAAGUCCUCUCUGACCUGGUUGACGGCAAAGAAAUCUAUAACACUAUUCGACGCAAAACAAAAGAUGCUUUCUAUAAAAACAUUGUGAAGAAAGGAUAUCUUCUCUUCAACAAAGGUAAGGGAAAACGCUGGAAGAACUUGUACUUCAUUCUGGAGGGGAACGACGCUCAGCUCAUUUAUUUUGAGAGUGAGAAAAGAGCCACCAAGCCCAAAGGAUUAAUUGACUUGAGUGUGUGUUCUGUGUAUAGUGUUCAUGACAGUUUGUUUGGCAGGCCAAACUGUUUCCAGAUUGUGGUUCAGCACUUUAGUGAAGAGCAGUACAUUUUCUACUUUGCCGGGGAAACACCUGAGCAGGCCCAGGAUUGGAUGAAAUGCUUGCAGACAUUCUGCAAUAACCUUAGGAAACCCAUACAGACCACAUCCAACAAGCGUUUGCGUCAGGUGAGCAGUUUAGUCCUGUAUGUGGAGGAGGCCCACAAACUUCCCAUCAAGCACUUCACCAACCCAUACUGCAACAUAUCACUGAACAGCGUGCAGGUGGCCAAAACUCAUCCUAGAGAGGGACAGAACCCAGUGUUUACGGAGGAGUUCAUUUUUGAUGAUCUGUCAAGCGAAAUCAACAGAUUUGAAAUCAGCUUAAGUAACAAGACCAAAAAGAGCAAAGAAAGUGAUAUCUUGUUCAUGCGCUGCCAGCUGAGCAAGCUGCAGAAGGGCCAGAUGAUAGAUGAGUGGUUUCCUCUGAGCUCCUAUGUGCCUCUGAAGGGAACUGAGCCAGGCUCGCUUCGUGUGAGAGCACGCUACUCCAUGGAGAAGAUCAUGCCGGAAGAAGAGUACAGUGAAUUCAAAGAGCUCAUCCUGCAGAAAGACUUUCAUGUGAUCUAUGGUUUGGCUCAUGUGUGUGGGCAGGACCGUACCCUGCUGGCCAGCAUCUUACUCCGGAUAUUCAGGCAUGAGCGAGCUGAAGCUCCGUUACUGAGGACGCUGAACGACAGAGAAAUUAAUAUGGAGGAUGAAGCGACAACGCUGUUUCGUGCCACUACUCUUGCCAGUACUUUGAUGGAGCAGUACAUGAAGGCCACAGCAACACCUUUCGUCCAUCAUGCCCUUAAGGACAGCAUACUGAAGAUCAUGGAGAGUAAGCAGUCCUGUGAGCUGAAUCCAUCUAAACUGGAAAAGAAUGAGGAUGUUAAUAUGAAUUUAGCUAACUUGCUCAUUAUCCUGUCUGAGCUGGUGGAGAAGAUCUUUAUGGCUGCUGAGAUCUUGCCUCCGACCCUGAGGUACAUAUACGGCUGUCUGCAGAGGUCUGUGCAGCAGAAAUGGCCCAACACUACAAUGAAGACCCGGGUUGUUAGUGGUUUUGUCUUCCUGAGGCUCAUCUGUCCUGCCAUUCUCAACCCCAGGAUGUUCAACAUCAUCGCUGACCCUCCAUCAACCACAGCAGGUCGAACGCUCACCCUGGUGGCCAAGUCUGUGCAGAACUUGGCUAACUUGGUGGAGUUUGGUGCUAAGGAGCCCUACAUGGAGGGAGUGAAUCCUUUCAUCAAGAACAACAAACAAAGGAUGAUCAUGUUUCUGGAUGAGCUGGGGAAUGUUCCUGAUCUUCCAGAAUCGACUGAGCACUUUAGGACUGAUUUGUCCCGUGACCUUGCUGCCCUGCAUGAGAUCUGUGCUACACAUUCUGAUGAACUCCGCACCCUCAGCAAUGAAAGAGGAGCCCAGCAGCAUGUACUGAAAAAACUGCUGGCCAUCACUGAGCUCCUCCAGCAGAAACAGGUGCACUAUGCCAUGUCCAACACCAACAGAACUGAAUGUACCUUUAUGGCUGUAGCCACUACUAUCCAGGUCCUCUGAAAGAACAGACUGAUAGCAAAGACAGCAAGACUUAUUUCUACCCAAAUGCAAAGGAUUACACGACUAGUUAGGUGACACACUGCCACCGAAUUCACCUUUAGCUCAAAGAUGAACCAUCAAGUGGACAGUUAAGAGACAUUUCUGUAUAAUUCUCUUCUGGAUCUUCCUACACUGAGAAUCCAAAAUGUAUUAUUUUACCAAAUGUUCAAAGAUCAGACAUGCUGUCUGGUUUCCACUUAGAGAGACUCCGACCACCUCCAGGACUACCAACAGAAACAACCCAGACACUGAACUACAUCACUGAAAAUUAUGAUGGUCAGGACAUCAACAGCUUACAACCUUGGAGCCACGAGUAUUAGAUGAGAUCUUUCGCACUACACUGCUCUUGACCAUCAGGGAAGCAAGAUGCACUUACGGUGCAAGCCUUAAAAAUGUCUACACACUGUUUUACCUCACAACCUCUUCCUGUUUUUAACUGCAGUUUCAAGUGCAUGUAGGCUUUGAUUCUACAGCUCUUACCUUCUAAGCUGGUUGGCUUGACAAGAUGCUGCAUCCUGCCUUUUAUCUCCAAACUGAUAUUUGUUUGUGGCAUGACAUGUACCAUGUGAGAGAUCAGUGAGAAAUAUACAUUUUUUUGCAGAACAGAUUAUGGUUGUGGCACUUCGCUUGGUGCAUGUGUCUCCUUAACCUUUCCCUCCGUUCUUCCACCUAACCUGGUGCAACAACUUAAAUAUAUUGCUUUACUUCAGAAUGAGCGGAGUACAUGGACUUUCUGGUUGUUAGAAAUAAAUGAAAAACCCCAAAAUCCACUGACCGUUAAGUACAUUACAUUUUAUAUCACAAUCAAGUUUAGUAGAUUUACACGAGGAGUCUAUUUGUGAGUUUCUUGAGAGGAUGUCGAUAAUUAUUCCUUGGAUCUUAAUUGCAUAAAACCUCAGUCAUGUAAGGUCAACUUUACAGGUACUUACAUUGUCCUUUAUGUGCUGAUCCUUACAAUGAAGUGGAUCAGUAAUAGCAAUGUCAUGGUCAUUUGAAUGAUGAUUAUGAAAUAUGAAUGUGGUAUCUCCAAGUUGCUUCUAAGAAUAUCACGAUAUUAUCAUGGUACAUGUCCAAAACAAUACAUGGUUUUCCCACUGUACUUUUUGUUAAUGAAAACAGAUGUAAACUCAUUAAUGCUGACUUGAAAAAUCUCACUUAGUUUGUUGUUGUCAUCUGCUGUUCUGGAAAGGGACUCUUUACAGUACAUUUAGCUGAAUUUUAUGACCCAGCAGAUCUCAGAAACAGCAUGACACAGAUGUAACAGGUUUUUUUCUAUUUCAGGUAGCUCAUGUAUUUUAUUUUUCUAUUUUAUACUUACAAAACACAAUUUUGCAUCUUAGAUACAAAACAGCAAGUGACUAACCUGGCUAAAUAAAACACUUAUUAUGAUUA
This is a messenger RNA of Misgurnus anguillicaudatus (oriental weatherfish), 5069 nucleotides long. It is a transcript of the gene rasa1a, whose product is annotated as RAS p21 protein activator (GTPase activating protein) 1a. The record is from RefSeq and is a predicted model, not a curated record. NCBI's taxonomy places the organism in Eukaryota, Metazoa, Chordata, Actinopteri, Cypriniformes, Cobitidae. Gene Ontology annotation, biological process: regulation of GTPase activity. Gene Ontology annotation, molecular function: protein binding.